Molecule: messenger RNA, 2672 nt
Organism: Suillus paluster
Lineage: Eukaryota; Fungi; Basidiomycota; Agaricomycetes; Boletales; Suillaceae
Exons: 16
Coding region: 128-2500 (790 amino acids)
Biological process (GO): regulation of DNA-templated transcription; DNA-templated transcription
Molecular function (GO): DNA-binding transcription factor activity, RNA polymerase II-specific; DNA binding; zinc ion binding
Source: RefSeq, a predicted model, not a curated record
CUUGUCUUGGCUCCACUACCCCGGUAACUCUUCCUACUGUCUUGAUCCCGCUUUAGCUCAUGCGUCCGGAAUUUAGCCAGCGAAACUCCGGGCUACCUCAAGUCUCUGCAGGAGCCUCAGUCCUAGUAUGGACAAUGCAGGGGGUGCCAGAAAGUCCGGGUUGUCCUGCGCGGAAUGUCGCCGAUCCAAGCUCAAGUGCGACAGGGCGUUCCCGUGCCAGUCAUGUAUACGACGUGGAUGUGCGAAUAUCUGCCCAGAGGGAACUCUUACCGCCACGAAAGGAAACAAGGUUCUUAUGGCUCAUGCUCAGCGCCUGUCAGGCCAAGUAAAAUCUAUGACAACGAGAAUCAAAGAGCUUGAAGAGGCACUUGCUGAAUCUCAGAGGUCCAAUCGUGGCGAAAGCGAACCGCAUCCUCUCCUCAAAGCACCGCCACACGAACAUGCUGAACUGCCCGAGCUCCAGACUAUUUAUGACGAUGAAGUCCGCGAUGUAUCAGAAAGCAUCGGAUCGUUAUCAAUCGAUGUCAAUGGCCGCACCAAAUACCACGGUGAAUCUGCUGGGUCAGAGUACUUUCAACCACUGUUUUUGCCCGACGGAUGUUCGUCACAGCAGAGCGGUCCCACCGACCCCAAAUUCUUGGGACUUCCAUUUGAGAUCAUUGAUCUUUGCAAUGCAUACCCCUUCGGUUUGAGGGACAGUCAAUAUACGAAAUUUCUCUUCUUACCCUUUCUGCCUGCCCGUGAACGAGCCCUGCAACUUGCCGAACUCUAUUAUCAAAAUGUUGCAUGGCUGAACGACCCCAUCACACGAGAUGACUUCAUGACCAAUAUUCUAACCCCAUUAUAUGGCCACACCGGUUCACCUAACAUUAACAGCAUCCACUCCCACCGACUUUCCGUGUUUUUUAUCCUGCUAGCUUCAGGAGUCCUUUACGAACAAUCACCAUCAUCAGGGGUGCUCGCCGAACAGUUUCAAGCCCUUUCUCGCGCUGCAUUAUCCCUCGAUCCGAUCCAUCAAGAUGCUACUUGCGCCACCGUACAGGCCCUUCUCAUGAGUUUCACACACAUUUACCACUCUGACCGUACGAACAACGAAGGUAGGUGGCUUCUGAUGGGCGUGGUUACGAGAGUCGCGCAAUUAAUUGGGCUACAACGCGAUAGCGCGGGGUGGGAUCUAGGGUACGAAGAAAUACAGAGAAGACGCAUUUUAUUUUGGGAAGUCUACACGUGCGACGCGUGGACGAGCAUCGUAAAUGGUCGGCCGCCUGCAUUGAGCAUCAACCACACAGACUGUUGGUUUCCAGAAGAUCUAGACCCCGUAAUCAAACCAUCGGGCGCCAUCGAAAUGGGAUGGCAUGUCUGGAAGUUUCGCUACACAGCAAGCUGUUUGGGAAUUUCCGCGCAACAUGUCUUCAGCACGCGUGUGUCAAACUAUUCCGCAUUGCUCGAGUUGGACCGAAAAAUACGGAAGUUUAUCCUACCGUCCCAUUUACAAUCGCCCAUGGAAGCCUCAGAAGCGGGUCGCGCCUGGUCGCCAGAAGCCCCUAGGGCAAUGCAACAAUAUUGUGCGUUAUGUCAAAGGGAAGCAAACUUACUGUACAUCCAUCGGAGCUGGUUCGUGCAGGCCAUUCGAGAGGCCCCCGUCAAUCCCCUUCAGCACAAAUAUGCGCCCUCCGUCUUGGCUGUAUAUCGUAGUGCAUGUCGGUUGAUCUCCAGCCUUAAGGGGUUGUAUCGAGUGCACCCAUACCCGACGAAUCGGGCGUGGUUCUUCUGGUCGGCCAUCUUCUCUGCAUGCAUCGUUCUCGGAGCCAUAGUGGUGGAUAGUCCACAAUGUACUCUCGCGUCGAACGCAUUGCAAGAACUAGAGCAGGGGAUGGUACUUUACGAACAGGGUUCGCUUCCGUGUCGACCACCCGCAACUAUGCUUGUCCUCCACAGAUUGCGUGAACGUGCAAUCAAUUCCUUCAAAGCAACGCAGGCAGACGCCGGACAAUCGCGUCAGUCAUCCUUCGACCCUGGCGAUUCAGCCGUGCUCGGACGCCGGAACAGCAUCAUCGCCAACACGUCAUCCAACUCGCCAGCUUCAAGUCCAUCUGGUUCAGACCGACAGUUAUCAGAACUGUCUGAUGAUUUUGCGCGUCAAGCUGAUCCAUCCAUCGUUCAAUAUUACGGGGCACUUGCAAAUCCCAAUCUCGUAUUGCCGGCCACGAGGGAGUUCGAGCCGCCAUUCACGAAGACUUUCGAGCCGUCCUAUGCUGCAGCAUCGCAGGAGGACCUCAAUACACCUUCACCAUUUUUUGACCCUGCGCUGCAAGCUGCGAUGAUGAAGCAAAAUCCGCCCUCCAACCAAAAUAUUGCGGGCCCCAGUUCGAGCAUGCCUCGGCAGCAAUCCUUAUCAUAUCAAAAAGCAGCACCCCAUCCUCAUUCCGCCGACCACAGUAUUAACCAGGAGGAGGUCUGGCGAAAUUACAUUAUCAACCUGGGAGUAAUGAAGCCCUAGUCUACCAUGAUUUCUUCAUAGACUCGCAUUCUGGACCAUGCAUCAUCAUCGUGUUUUCGUUACCUGUCGCACUCUUUCCACGUUCUUGUCACGCACACAUUUUCGCUGUCUCCCGCACAUUGUCAUGGUUGUUACAGUACUUGGUGUUAUAUACUAGUCCAUUUUGAUCAAA